AGCUGGGGGCGGCGGCGGAGAGGCCGGCCCCACGAGGGGGCAGCCCGGCUGGGGCGAGGUGUGGACGGCGCGGGAGCCAUGAGCGGCUGAGCGGGACGGCCCGACGCAUUCGUGCCCGCACGGCCAUGGCGCGGCUCUGGGGCAGCCUCUGCUGCCUCCUGGCUGGGGUGGCCUCCACCAACUACCCGCCCCGCUACAGCCUCUACACCGGGGGGGCCACGCCGCUGAGCCAGGGCCCCCCCGCUGCCCAGGGGAGCCCGCAAGCCCAGCCCGGCGCCCGGGCCUCCAGCCGCCACAGGAACUGGUGCACCUACGUGGUGACGCGCACGGCGAGCUGCAUGGUGGAGGACGGCGUGGACACCUUCGUCAAACCCGACUACCAGCCCUGCGGGUGGGGGCAGCUCCAGUGCCCGCGCAUUGUGACCUGGGGCUCUUUCCUGAGGCCCCGCUAUAAGGUGGCCUAUAAGACCGUGUCACAUGGAGUGGAAAUGCUGCCAUGCUACUCGGGUGACGACUGCCUGGAGCCCAGCCCCGGCCCUUCUCUCACACCACCGCCCAGCCCCAAGCCCGGCCGCCACACUCUCUGGAUUUGGGAACCCCUGAGCGGCCUGGGCGGAGAAGGCCGGGGAGAGGCGGAGAAGGUGAAGCAGCUGGAGGAGAAGGUGCAGAGUCUGAGCAAGCAGCUGCAGGACCUCCAGGCCACCACGGAGAAGCUGCUGCAGGAGGGGCACCAGGCAGUGGAGCUGUCGCUCAACAGGAAGCCGCCAGCCGACGCGGCCGCCCAGCCCGAGAUGAAGGAGACCCUCAACGAAAUCCAGAGGCAUCUGCAGCGCCUGGACAACCGCAUCUCCAGCCAUGACGCUGAGCUGACCAACCUCAGCAACGGGCAGGGGCCGGGGGCCCCGCCAGGAGGGGCCCUGCUCCUGCAGGAGGUGGAGCGGCGGGUGCAGGAGUCCUGCGCCACCUGCCUGGCGGGCAGUGAGGGCCUGCGGCGGCUGCAGGCUGAGGACCGCGAGCGCAUGCGGGGCCUGGAGAAACUGAUCAGCUCUGUGGACCAGCGCAACCGGGAGGCAGUGGAGAGCAUCCAGCGGCACGUGAGCGGCCUGGCAGGGCGCCUGCCCAAGGACUGCUGCUCCCAGCUGGAUGAGCUGCACGGCAGGGUGGGUGACCUGGAGCGGGGGCUGGACCGCGUCUCUGGCUCCUUCGCCAUCCUCAAUGGGCGCCUGGACCACGAGCUGGCUAGUCUGGAGCCGGCGGGGGCGGGGCAGGCGCUGGAGGGCCGGCUGGUGGAGAUGGAGGGGCGUCUGAAUGCCACCCAGCGCCGCCUGGAGGAGCACCAGGCCCAGCAGCUGCCCCACCUGCAUGACCACCUGGCGGGGGAGCUGAGCAGGCGGCUCAGUGGGGCCGAGGGGGAGCUCGCCAACAUGGCCAGCCAGCUGAGCGGCUUCCAGGCCCACGUGCAGCAGGCCCUGGCCAACCUGAGCCACGACGUGGAGACGCUGAAGGACAGCGUGGCUCAGAGUGUGGCUACGGUGACGGAGCAGCAGGGCCCGGGUGUGGGGUGCAGCCAGCCCUGCCCCACGCCCCAGGCCCCCUCCCUGGGCAGCCAGGACUCGCAGAUCAGCGACAUCCUCAGUGAGCUGGAGCGCCAGGUGCAGGAUAAUGACGUGCAGCUGCGGAGCCUGAGCUCCAGCCUGCACCAGGUCAGCAGCUCCAGGGACGAGCUGGCUGACUCCGUGCGGGCCCUGCAGGCCGAGGGGAAGAAGCUGUGGGAGCUGGUGGGGGCGAACGGGGAGUCGCUAGGGCGCCUGACAGCCGAGAUCGACAAGCUGGAGAGCCAGCUGUUGGGCGCAGGGGGCAGCGCCACCGACCCUAGCGCCAAGGACCUGGCGCUCUACUUCAACCGCACGGGGGCACGGCUGGGCCAGCUGGAGGCCGAGCUGAGGGGGCUGAGCGGCACGGUGCAGGCUGAGCAGCACAGCUGCAGCCAGGCCUGCACCGCCCUGCAGGAGGAGGUGGGCCGGCUGCGCGGGGAGGUGGCGGCCUGCACUGGCGCUUGCCCGCUGCUGCCCAGGAAGCCGGAGCAGGGCCGGGAGCCCGUGGAGGCCCACAAGCCCCUGGACGGCUUCAGCGUCUUCGGGGGCACAUCGGCCGUGGACCUGAAGUCGCUGCAGGGCGAGCUGUCCGAGGUGAUCCUGAGCUUCAGCUCCCUGAACGACACACUGCGUGGGCUGCAGAGCACCGUGGACAAGCACCAGACCGACCUCCACGAGCUGGGCUCCACCAAGGACCGCAUCAUCGCCGAGAUCAACAAGGUGCAGGCUGAGGCCACAGAGCGCACGGCCGAGAGCGAGGAGCGGCUGGAGGGGGUGACGCGCCAGCUGCACCAGCUGGGGGGCACGCUGCGGAGCGAGGCCGGGGAGUGCCGGCGUGCGGCCGGCGGCCUGGAGCAGCGGCUGGCCAAGCUGGAGGGUGUCUGCGAGCGGCUGGACGCCGUCUCCGGCAGCCUGCGCAAGGUCAAGGAGGUAAGCAAGCACAUGACGGGGCUGUGGGGCUGCCUGCAGGAGGUGAACAGCACCCUGCGCACCCACGGCGGCCUGCUCGACAAGCUGCAGGAUGCCCACCUGGGCACCAUCCACCCCCGCCUGGGCACCCUCAACGCAUCCCUGCUGCGCCUGCAGGGCGAGGUGCAAAACCUCACGCGCCUGGACCUGGCAGGACCCCCCGGCCCACCUGGACCCGAAGGCCCCAUGGGAAGAUCAGGUCCCUCAGGGCCAGCAGGGCCCUCAGGCAAGGAUGGAGAACAAGGCCCGUGGGACCCUCCAGGGCUCCCUGGCGAGCAAGGCCCGGUGGGCGAGGCGGCCAUAGUGCCCAGAGUCGCCUUCUCGGCUGCGCUGACAUCCCGGCACGUGGAGCCCGGAACCGUCCCCUUCGACAGGCUGCUGGUGAAUGACGGGGAUGCCUACGACCCCUACUCCGGUGUCUUCACUGUGCCCGUGUCCGGGCGGUACUUCAUCAGCGCCGUGCUGACGGGGCACCGGAACGAGAAGGUCGAGGCCGUGCUGUCGCGCUCCAACCAGGGCAUCGCCCGCAGCGACUCGGGCGGCUACCAGCCCGAGGGCCUGGAGAACAAGCCGGUGGCCGAGAACCAGCCCAGCACGGGCUCCCUGGGCGUCUUCAACCUGCUGCUGCAGCUGGAGGCCGGCGAGACGCUCUGCGUGGACCUGGUGACGGGCCAGCUGGCCCACUCCUCCGACGAGCCGCUCACCGUCUUCAGCGGGGUGCUGCUGUACCCCAGCCCGGGGGACGAGGCCGGCUAGUCCCUACCCCACUGUGACGCUGCCCCUGGGCACGGGGGGGGCCCAGCUGCAUCCUGGGCCCGGCCCCGCAGCACCCUCGCCCUAGGGGGGUGCAAAGGCUGUGCCCCAUCAGAGCCGGGGGCAGGGGGAUCCCCCACCGCAGUUGGCCUGGCUUCUCCGGGGAGCUGCAGGAGACGUGGCCCCUGGGCAUGGGGGGGAGGGGAGCCCAGGCUGGCAGCCCCCCCCUCCCCGAGCAGGGCAGCCUUGCCCUGAAUGAGCUGGAGGGCUCCUGCCGCCCAGGCCCUGCCUUGAGCGGCCCCCAGGUCCCUCACUGCUCCCAGCUAUCCCCCCACCCAGCUGAGGGGCCCAGGGGGCUCGUGGCCAGGGCUCCCCAGGGGCCAGCCACGGACACGUCUCCUGCAGGCCGGCUGGCUGCUGCGGGGGGCUCCAGGGACGCUCCAGGCUGUGAUCCCUGCAGGGAUGCCCAAGGCCCGGGGUGGGGAUCCCCCUCCCCUGAAGCCAGGCCCCUCCCCGACCCACAUCGACUGGCACCUCCCUGUUAUUUAUCAUCCUGUCGCACCCAUUCCUACCCUGCUGCCCGCCCUGAGGGGCACCCCCUGCCACGCCCCUGCUACACAGCUCCUGCUCACCACCUCAGCCCCUCUCCACCCCUGGGCAGACCCCAGCCACUCCCACGCCAGGGCCCUGGGGCACGCAGGACUGGGGGGCGCCAGGCCCCGACCCCGCACAGAUGGCACCAGAGAAAAGCCAGCGGGCAGCAGUGCCCGCUGAGGGAGCCGUGUGAGGGAGGGUCCCGUGGAUGGCUCUGCGGGCAGUGGUGCCCUACCCUGGCACCGGCCAGCUCUGCUCAGGCAUCUAUUUCAUGUAUUAAUAAAGAAAAGUCACUGUGUUUUGUA
This is a messenger RNA of Dermochelys coriacea (leatherback sea turtle), 4216 nucleotides long. It is a transcript of the gene EMILIN1, whose product is annotated as elastin microfibril interfacer 1. Gene Ontology annotation, molecular function: extracellular matrix constituent conferring elasticity; protein binding. Lineage: Eukaryota; Metazoa; Chordata; Testudines; Dermochelyidae. The record is from RefSeq and is a predicted model, not a curated record.